Molecule: messenger RNA, 1533 nt
Organism: Microthlaspi erraticum
Lineage: Eukaryota; Viridiplantae; Streptophyta; Magnoliopsida; Brassicales; Brassicaceae
Source: the annotation of a GenBank genome assembly
AUGGAGAUCAUCUUAGGACAAGCUCUGUUCUUGCUCUUUUGCUCUAUCUUAGCAUGUUUCUUUACCUUCUCCACCACUAGAUCCAAACGGAAAUCCCCCGGGGCGGUGGUCACGCCUCCAGGACCUCCACGGCUACCCAUCAUCGGAAACAUUCACCUUGUCGGUAAGAACCCACACCGUUCAUUCGCCGACCUCUCCAAAACUUAUGGACCAAUCAUGAGUCUUAAGUUUGGAAGUCUGAACACAGUGGUCAUAGCUUCACCAGAAGCUGCAAGAGAGGUUUUGAGAACACACGACCAGAUCUUGUCUUACCGUAGCCCUACUAACUCGAUACGGUCCCUCAAUCACCACAAGGUUUCUGUUGUCUGGCUUCCUUCAUCAUCUGCUCAUUGGAGAAUGUUGAGAAAACUGUCAGUGAAUCUGUUAUUCUCUCCACAACGUAUCGAAGCCACGAAAGCCUUGAGGUUGAGAAAGAUGAAGGAACUUGUGAGCUUCAUGAGUGAAAGCAGCGAGAGAGAAGAAGCGGUUGAUAUAUCUCGUGCAUCUUUCAUCACAACUCUUAAUAUCAUAUCGAACAUUCUGUUUUCGGUCGAUCUUGGUAGCUACGAUUCGAAAAAAUCAAGUGCGUUUCAAGACGCGGUGACUGGUCUCAUGGAAGCUAUCGGGAAUCCGGACCUUGCUAACUACUUCCCUUUUCUGAGGUAUCUUGACCUGCAAGGUAAUACGAAGUCUAUAAAAGUUUGCACGGACAGGUUGUUUAUGGCGUUCCGUGGGUUCAUCAAUGCUAAAAUAGCAGAAAGACUAUUGCGGAAUAACCAUAACGAAGUAUCGAACAUCGAUUUUGUGGAUGCGCUUCUCCAAUUUACCGAAAGAGAUGAGGCAGAGCUAAACACUAACGAUAUUGAACACCUUCUCUUGGACAUGUUUGGAGCGGGAACAGACACAAACUCUAGUACCGUGGAAUGGGCAAUGUCAGAGUUACUUCGAAACCCUAAAACAUUGGCUAAAGCUCAGGCGGAGAUCGAUCGUGUGAUUGGUCAAAAAGGUGUUGUUGAAGAAUCUGAUAUCUUGGAACUGCCCUAUUUAGCAGCGGUUGUGAAAGAAACUUUCCGGUUACAUCCAGCUGCUCCCCUACUCGUGCCGCGAAAAGCAGAAGCUGACGUGGAGGUUCUAGGAUACCUUGUGCCUAAAGACACUCAGGUUUUGGUGAACGUGUGGGCUAUUGGACGAGACCCGAGUGUGUGGGAAAAUCCGAUGAAGUUCGAGCCAGAGAGGUUUAUGGGAAAAGAUAUUGAUGUGAAAGGCAGAGAUUAUGAGCUAACACCAUUUGGAGCAGGACGGAGAAUUUGUCCAGGAUUGCCUUUGGCUGUGAAGAUAGUGCCUCUAAUGCUUGCUUCUCUUCUUUAUUCCUUUGACUGGAAGCUUCCGAACGACGUCGUUUCUGAGGAGUUGGACAUGGACGAGACCUUUGGUCUCACAUUGCAUAAGACCAAACCAUUACAUGCCGUUCCGGUCAAGAAACGCACCCAUUAG